AUGGCAGACAUUGAUGAAGACACUAUGGAACUUCCUGGGGCUGUUAAUGGCGACAUCGACCUCAGCGAUGAGACGCAAGACUUCCGCUUCCUGAAUGUCCUCAAUUUCACAGGCGGUACAGAUGUCAAGAUACCCAAGCGCGGAGAGAAAGACUUCGAGCCACACAAAACAUCGCUCCAAUCGUCUACACUGGCUGCUUCGCGCGAGGCGAUGCAUAAUGCUCUAUCCACUCCCAGAGUCCACAAGCCGAAAGCACACCAGAUCGCUGUUUAUGACCCGCACUCGAACAUGGCGCAUAUAGAACACACAAAGGGAUCCUACACCGCCUCGAUGGGAAUACAUAAGGCAGGCAAGCUUUGGUUACUGCCAGAGGAGGCCUUACAUCUACUUGAACGCGGCGACCUUGACGUGCGAUGGACUGUACAUGAGGACACUCAUGAAGUGAAUGAUCGUACACACGAAUCAGGAGGGAUACCUAUGAGUCUGCAAGGUGCAUAUGCAGCGUUCAUAGGCAUGGAACGUGCUGAAGGCAGGAGACUCACCCUUGAGAUGUACACAGUAUACUCAGCACUCAAAAGGGGAGGAUAUACGGUUAUGCGUUCUGAGGAUUGGAGCGAUACGAGACCCCCAAUCGACACCUCCUGUGCGCCUAAGAAUGGAACUUCUUUCCUUUUGAAUACUUGGCUAGGACGCCUCUUCUUUGGAUCAUCACCAGUGCCCUCGGAGGGGUAUGCCGUAGGACCGCUUGUUAGGCCAGGGCUAUACAGGAGCUACAAGGACAUAUACCGACUUCUUAACAUCGUUUCUACGCAUAACCCCACCGCUCCACCAUCUUUCUCUCUCCCCUCAGACAUCGAGAACCCCUUUCGAUUGACAUACAAUGUCUGGAAACCCAACUCGAAUUUCAAAAAGCGAGCACCGCCACCUCCAGAUUUCCGAAUUUGUGUCAUUGACGCGCGAAAUACACCUGUGCCCACUCUUUCCCAAUUGAACGAUCUCAUCGUGACGACACCGUAUGAUCCGCCCCAGAAAGAUAAGUCUUUGGAGCAAUCGAUGAAGCAUGGACAUCGCAAUGUCGUACUUGCUGUGGUCGAUCAAGUAAACGGGGCGGAAAGGGAGGCAGAGGACGUGGACGUGGACGAGGACGAUGAGCCUCCUCUUCUGUCUGUCUACAUUGCAAGACGAUAUGGCGAACUUCGCUGCAACUUUCGAGUUACUGGAAUCAAUCUCAAUCGUGUCACGCCGAUCAACCUGGGUCCAAUCCACAAAUAG
Molecule: messenger RNA, 1272 nt
Organism: Pseudovirgaria hyperparasitica
Lineage: Eukaryota; Fungi; Ascomycota; Dothideomycetes; Acrospermales; Acrospermaceae
Exons: 4
Coding region: 1-1272 (423 amino acids)
Biological process (GO): tRNA-type intron splice site recognition and cleavage
Cellular component (GO): tRNA-intron endonuclease complex
Source: RefSeq, a predicted model, not a curated record